Molecule: messenger RNA, 1132 nt
Organism: Oncorhynchus tshawytscha (Chinook salmon)
Lineage: Eukaryota; Metazoa; Chordata; Actinopteri; Salmoniformes; Salmonidae
Product: protein Wnt-5b
Biological process (GO): multicellular organism development; cell fate commitment; neuron differentiation
Cellular component (GO): extracellular region
Molecular function (GO): cytokine activity; frizzled binding
Source: RefSeq, a predicted model, not a curated record
UGGAGACCAGGACCAGCCGGAGACCGCGCAGCAGCGCCCAGCAACACUUACUGCUGGCGGUCGCUCUCAUAGCAUGCAGCUCGCAACUACUGGUGGACGCGAACUCCUGGUUGUCGUUAGCGAUGAACCCUAUCCAGAGACCGGAGAUGUACAUCAUCGGGGCCCAGCCUCUGUGCAGCCAGCUGACGGGACUCUCCCAGGGGCAGAGGAAGCUGUGCCAGCUCUACCAGGACCAUAUGGUCUACAUUGGCGAGGAGCCAAGACGGGCAUCAAUGAAUGUCAAUACCAGUUCAGACAGCGGCGGUGGAACUGUAGCACCGUGGAUAAUGCAUCCGUGUUCGGACGCGUCAUGCAGAUAGGCAGUAGGGAGACAGCCUUCACCUAUGCCAUCAGUGCAGCAGGCGUGGUGAACGCGGUGAGCAGGGCGUGUCGGGAAGGAGAACUCUCCACCUGCGGAUGCAGCCGCGCCGCUCGACCCCGUGACCUACCGCGUGAUUGGCUGUGGGGUGGCUGUGGCGACAACGUCAACUAUGGCUACCGUUUCGCCCGGGAGUUUGUGGACGCGGGAGAGAGAAAAGAACUACCCUCGAGGUCCAUAGAACACACUAGAACAUUGAUGAACCUACAGAACAACGAAGCAGGGAGACAGUCGGUGUAUAACCUGGCCAACGUGGCGUGUAAGUGUCAUGGCGUGUCCGGCUCCUGUAGCCUGAAGACGUGCUGGCUCCAGCUGGCAGACUUCCGCCGCGUCGGAGAGUUCCUGAAGGAGAAGUACGACAGCGCCGCCGCCAUGCGCAUCGACGCAAGGGAAACUGGAGCAGGUAGAUAAACGCUUCAACGUCCCGACCCCGAGGAUCUGGUCUACACCGACCAGAGCCCAGACUACUGUCUGAAGAACGACACCACCGGCUCCAUGGGAACCCUGGGGAGACUCUGUAACAAGACGUCGGAGGGGAUGGAUGGCUGUGAACUCAUGUGUUGUGGGAGAGGAUACGACCAGUUCAAGACCUAUAAGCAUGAGAGAUGUCACUGCAAGUUCCACUGGUGUUGUUAUGUCAAGUGUAAGAGGUGCACUUCACUGGUGGAUCAGUUUGUCUGCAAGUAGCGAAGGAAGGGAGGGGGUCUGGACGAU